Corvus hawaiiensis (hawaiian crow) is the source of this 1383-nucleotide messenger RNA. It is a transcript of the gene CRH, whose product is annotated as corticotropin releasing hormone. Gene Ontology annotation, molecular function: corticotropin-releasing hormone activity. The coding region runs from base 22 to 897 and encodes 291 amino acids. The transcript has 2 exons. The record is from RefSeq and is a predicted model, not a curated record. NCBI's taxonomy places the organism in Eukaryota, Metazoa, Chordata, Aves, Passeriformes, Corvidae. Gene Ontology annotation, cellular component: extracellular region. Gene Ontology annotation, biological process: negative regulation of glucagon secretion; positive regulation of cortisol secretion; negative regulation of epinephrine secretion.
CCGCGCCCGGGUGCGCAGCGGAUGCGCUGCCCUGCGCUGAGCGGGGCUGAGCGCGGUGUCCCGCGGGAUACGGGGAACUGUCCUGGCCGGACAAGGAGUGGGGAGGUGGGGAACGGGCGCUCGAACCCCGCAGCUCGUGGGGAGAGCCGCCCCGCCAAAGGCCCCCCACGUUCCCCCUCGCCCCGGGUGGGUGAAGAGGCGCGGGUCGAGAACACGCGUGGACUCUCCGCAGGGGCUCAGCCCAGCCUGGUCCCCGGGAGCCGCUGCCGGCGCAGCCCGGAGCCGCCCCGCGGGGCUGUUCCGCGGGCUUGUUCUGCGGAGAGCGGCCGCCUCGACGGCGCGGGUGGACGGGCCGGGGUUUGGGCCCCGAUCAUGAAGAUCCCGCUGCUGGUCUCCACGGGAAUCCUGCUGGUCGCCCUCCUGCCCUGCCAGGAGUGCAGAGCUCUCAGCAAGAGCCCGGCACCCGCCCCCGGGGCUCUGCACCAGCCAGAUUUCUUCCAGCAACAACAGCAGCAGCAGCAGCAAACUCUGCCCGUCCUGCUCCGCAUGGGAGAAGAGUAUUUCCUGCGCCUGGGCAACCUUCACAAGAGACCCGUUGGCUCUUUCUCCGCCUCCUCCAGCAGCACCAGCCACCUACACCCCGAAGCCUCCGCCAGCAACUUUUUCCGGGCGGCGGUUCAACAGCUGCAGCAGCUGCCCGAGCGCUCGCCGGGAAGCCGAGAGGAGGGCGAAGCCGAGGGUGAGGCCGUGGAAAGGGAGAAGCGAUCCGAGGAGCCCCCUAUUUCUCUGGAUCUGACUUUCCACCUCCUGCGAGAAGUCUUGGAGAUGGCCCGAGCCGAGCAGUUAGCGCAGCAAGCUCACAGCAACAGGAAACUGAUGGAGAUAAUCGGGAAGUGAAACGGCCCCUCCCCGCCUUGCCAAAGAGAUUCCGCAGUUAGCACAAGAAUAAUUACACCGUCCGAUGUACCAUAGUGCUGCUCUGAUGUCAUCUCUUUAUUUUUAUAUAGCUUUAAACCUAGAAGGGUGUACUCCGAACAGCCUCUGUCCCUUGACUAGCAUGCACAACCGUGUACCAAGUGCAGAAACACGAGUGUCGUUCGUAACCUCCCCUACCUUUAUUUAUUUCUCCAUUUCCCAGUUAUUCUAGUGCCAUCGCUACGUAGGGAUGUGUGAGCAUUGGAAGAAAUGGUGCCAAGAAGACAGAAAACUUUUCUGCUGGGGGCAGGGAGGUGGGAGGGGGAAUCUCUGUAAGCUACUUUCAAUCCACUUUUUUUCCUGUAAACAUUUUCACAAUAAAACAUCUUUUCAGCGCUCGGUCGAUUUGGUUGUGUAAGAGAAUGUUUAAUAUUUAUAUUUUUAAUAAAAGCUGCAAAGUAAAGAUGA